GGGCCGCGCUCGCCGCUGUGUCAGUGUGCCUCUGGCUCCCGUGGAAGGAAGCUCCUGACAAACACGGCAGCGCUUUCUGGGCAGAAAUAAGCUCUGCCUUUUUCUUCUGUGGCUCUUCCAAUCUUGGAAUAAAAUCCGAACAAAAAUGUUGAUUCUAGUGUCUGGAAGAGUUUAUUAGUGCCUGGGCAGCAUUCCUGACUUCAUGUGCCCACCUCUGGUUUUCAGGGAAGUCUGGUACUCUUUACCUGGGUCAUGAAUCCUUCCAUGCUCCAAAGGUUGGUACUAAGAAGUGCCUUUCCUGACGUCGCUGCUGCUUGGGACCGCUUCUAGAGCAGCCGCUGCUUUUGCCUUGCUUGCUGCCAGCUAGACUGCGACGACAGCGCUCCGCCGCUGCCAGCCCCGCGCCGCCGGGAGGAGGGUCCGGCGCCGCUCCCCCGCCGCCGCUGCACUGUGCACUAAAGUGUGCCGCGAAGGUCAGAGCUCUGCUGCCCGAAAGCCGAGGAGAGGAGGAGAAAAAGCCCAGCCUAAACCCGGUGUCGGUCGUUGCUCUAAACUGCUGCAUCUGUCUAUGCCAAACUAAUCGAUCCCGGUUGCACCGCAGAGCCCGCUGCGAGCCCGCUGCCCGGAGGCACCUGCCCGCCGCCGUCCCCGGGAGCAGCUCGGGAGCCGCUGCCGGAGCCGCCACGUGCCCAUGCUUGCGGCGGCCGCACUCAGGACGGGAUGCUGAGCGCUGCGCGGGGCUAGUCCGGCCACGCUCCCUCCCGCUGCCCGCCCGGCCUCCCCAGCCCCGCUAACGGUGCCACGCUCCCAACUCUGUGACACAGCUCUUCUCGGGAUCGCAGCCACCCGGUUUUACACGCACUUGUUUUAAAAUAGGGAGCGGGGGAAAAAAGUGUUCUGGAGGUGGCACUUUCGUAAUUUUCAGUUUAUCAGUUCAGCUACCCGUUUGCCCAUUUUUAUUGGAAAUUUUAACUACCUGUAAAAUCUAAAGAUGGCUGUUAGCGUCACACCGAUCCGGGACACAAAAUGGCUAACGCUGGAAGUGUGUAGGGAGUUCCAAAGGGGGACUUGCUCACGACCAGACACGGAAUGUAAAUUUGCACACCCAUCGAAAAGCUGCCAAGUUGAAAAUGGACGCGUAAUCGCCUGCUUUGACUCAUUGAAAGGUCGAUGUUCAAGGGAAAACUGCAAAUAUCUUCACCCACCACCACACUUAAAAACGCAGCUGGAGAUCAAUGGGCGCAAUAACCUGAUCCAGCAGAAGAACAUGGCCAUGCUGGCCCAGCAGAUGCAGCUGGCCAAUGCCAUGAUGCCCGGAGCCCCGCUGCAGCCCGUGCCAAUGUUUUCUGUUGCGCCCAGCUUAGCCACCAACGCGUCAGCCGCCUUCAACCCCUACCUGGGGCCCGUGUCGCCAGGCCUGGUCCCUGCUGAGAUCCUGCCCACGGCGCCGAUGCUGGUGACAGGGAACCCCGGCGUGCCGGUCCCUGCCGCCGCCGCCGCCGCCGCCCAGAAGCUGAUGAGGACAGACAGGCUGGAGGUGUGUCGAGAGUACCAGCGUGGGAACUGCAACCGGGGAGAGAACGACUGCCGGUUCGCUCACCCCGCCGACAGCGCCAUGAUCGACACCAACGACAACACCGUCACCGUCUGCAUGGAUUACAUCAAAGGGAGGUGCUCCCGGGAAAAGUGCAAAUAUUUUCACCCUCCCGCACACCUGCAAGCCAAGAUCAAGGCUGCCCAGUACCAGGUUAACCAAGCUGCAGCUGCCCAAGCAGCAGCGACUGCAGCUGCCAUGACUCAGUCGGCUGUCAAAUCACUGAAGCGACCCCUCGAGGCAACCUUUGACCUGGGAAUUCCUCAAGCUGUACUUCCCCCCUUACCAAAGAGGCCUGCGCUUGAAAAAACCAAUGGUGCCACCGCAGUCUUUAACACUGGUAUCUUCCAAUACCAGCAAGCUCUUGCCAACAUGCAGUUACAGCAGCAUACAGCCUUUCUCCCACCAGGCUCAAUAUUGUGCAUGACACCCGCUACAAGUGUUGUUCCCAUGGUGCACGGUGCUACGCCAGCCACUGUGUCUGCAGCAACAACAUCUGCCACAAGUGUUCCCUUCGCUGCAACAGCCACAGCCAACCAGGCUUAUAAAGAUGUGGCCCUUCAUCUGCCCGGGCUGGUGUGGAAGGUCCUUGGUCUGUUCGACAGCACUGCCCCUGAUGCUGCUCCAGUCGGGUGCCGCAGCCUGUCCUGCAGCAGCAGGAAAACAUGAUACCCAUAAUAUCUGCCGAACAUCUGACUAGCCACAAGUAUGUUACACAGAUGUAGACAUUUGGUCAUCAAACAAUGGUAUCGGCGGCGAAGAGGCCGGACUGGGGUGGGAAGAGGCCGAGCUCAUUAGCCAUAGUGUAUGUAAAUACUGUCCAGCAGCACUGGGAACCCCUCAGCAGUGACAUCACACAUUGCAUGUUAACGAGACGAAGCGAGACCGUGGGACUCCACUGCACACUGUUGCCUAUCUACUUUGUACAUUGAAUUGGUAUUUGUGCUGAGGUGAUUCUCGUCCGGCCCGCAGCAUCGUCCGCCUUUCCCGGCGCCGCCGGGCGCCGCUGGGCUCUCCCCACGCCGCCCGAAAGACCGACGAUGCUGUAACCAGACAUCUAUUAUGUAUUGGUACGUCUGUAGACCAAGAUAUAAUUUUUUAAAGUAAGUUUAUUUCUUUCAAGGUUUACAAAUAACGAAGGUGCACCUUGUAUUUAAAAUUGCCAUUAUAGACGAGAGCGUGCAUGCACAGUAAUUUUUUGUUUAAGAGUAAUAUUUUUAAUGUAAUAGAUUGUAAGAAAUGAGAAGAGAGGAAUCUGACAGAGAUGAAUGUGCCAAGCAAAACCACAACUGUGUAUAUUUUAAAGCACAUCAAUGGCUUUAAGUACCACGUUGUUAAGGAUUCUCAUGAAGUGCCAUAGACUGUACAUCCAUCAGAGUAUUAUUUCCGCAGUGUUAUUUUCAGAACCACGUUUUCACUGACUUGAUGAGUACUGAUCAGUCAAAGGGCACCAUUCUGUUUCAAACCAAAGCUGUCUCAGAAAUGGCCAAUUGCUCCUCACAGCCAGUGGGCAGCAGCAGAGAGAUGCUCCAGCUGUGCAUAACCCUUACGGACAAUAUUACCUAUAAACUCUCCCAAGGCGUUGUAUGUCGUAUUUAUGCAUAGUUACUGUAUAAGGUGAUCUGCAAAGGGAAAAGCCAUUUCUGAGACACAGUAACAAAUGUUUGAGGAACUUCUUUUGCUCUAUUUAUAGCCUCUGUCUCGAGUCACAAGGACUAUAAAUGUUUUGCAGAGAUGGGUUUCACUUUAAUUCAUCAAGUCCCGCGUCCGCGGCGACUCUAAACAAAGACGCAGAAGCACUGACAGCAGAUGCAUGACAAACCAAAAUAGGACAAAUGAGACGUUAAUUAGUGUAGAAAUUGGGUGGGUUAAUACUCGGGUGAGUUUUAUAUGUGAUUUUUUUUUGUUCAGAUUAACUGCUUAUAGCCUUAGAAAGCCUUUACAAAAUAAAAACAAACAAAUAGAUGUGCAUUCAAGUUCUAAGAAUGGAUUCAUCCAAAGGAAUUCCUUUUUGUGGUUUGGAUGUUGCAGCCAGUAAAGGAUAUUUUUGCUCUGUUCAGCCAGGGGCUGCCUGGGGCCAGGCCCCGGGCGGGCAGGGAGGGAGAGGCACGGGUUCGGUUCUAGAACUCGCCAUACUCCGAGUUUACCGCGAGUUUUUAUGCUUGAGAGAGAUGCUUUAUAGAUAAGAAUGAUGUGUUGAUUUUCCUGAUUGUACUGUACAUCUAUUAAAGCCUUAGAUUAUUACAUUACGGGUUAAAACCCAUACCAAUGUAAUUUCAAUCGUGUUAAGAAAGUAUAGGUGACUUCACAUGUUAUUGUAGUGACUUACCAUAGAGAAUUUACUUAUUUUUUUCUUGUUAAAAGUGUAGUUUUUAUUUCUUACAUUUAUUAGCUCGUUUUCAUUUUCUAUUACCAGUUGAUACCAUUUCAGUUCAUAGAAUUUUGUUUUAUUAGAGUUUACUGAUGACUUUUUCAAAAUACAAAAAAAAAAAAAGUAGUUUUCUUCAUAACAUACUCAGUUUGGAAUCUAUAUGUAGUGUCUUAUGAGUAUUCGUAUUAUUGUUAACUAAAUGAUUUCUAUUUUACUGAUCUAAUACGACAAUGUAAGAAUGUCAGUCAUUGUUAGUUCUUGUCUAGUUUUCAUUCAAAGAACAAAGAUCUUUUAUAUGGAUAUCUUAUAAUUAUAUAAUCAUUGCUAAGUAAGAAGUUAAGUUGUUGCUAUGGCAACAAUCCUGGCAGACAAUUGAGUAAUAUUUUGAUGAUUUAUUUUGUUUGUAAUUAGUUAUUAUGAGAAAAAAAAAUCUAGUUCCUAGAUAUUAGAAUAAAAUUUAUUUUCUACUGUAUCCAUUUCAAAUGUUAAAAUAUUGUUUAAAUAUUUUUUGAAAUCCCUGAAUAUCAGGCCUUGUUAUAAAUAAGCUGCAUAAUCAAUAGAUCAAGGGACUUUUUGUUGAUAAUCCAAAUACUCAAAGUUUACGUAACAAGAAUUCUAGUGUGUGUGUGCAAACUCUUGAGGGUUGAUUAUGCUGCAGUUGGGACGUCGAGAGCGAAGGUUGACUUUUUGCACUUCUGUAUAUAGUCAAAAAAGAGAGAAACCUGUAUAAUAGUAAGAUCUUAUUUUGAAUAAAAAUGUCUAUAAUUACAAGGAGUUUUGUUAAGGCUAAAUAAAAUGACAGGCUGAACAAAAUUGCUUGCAAAAGUGGCACAGAGUUAGCACUCCAUCCCCCUUCCAAAAAGUUGCUUUGCUUUAUGUGGACAGCUUGUAGUUUGCCAGGAUUUUUUCAGCUGGAAAGAUCUGCCAUCCUUCCGAGAUCUCAUGACUGACAGAAGCUCCACUGGGUCAAAUCUGCCUGAAAAUCAUUAAGAAACAAAAAAAAGGAAAAAAAAAAAAAGGAAAAAAAGAAAAAAAAAACGCAGGUACUUCAGCCCAUCCAGGGAAUCAUGGCUCAGAUAUUCCGUACAUUAUUCAAAAUCUACUGCAUGUUUAAAGUAUCAAAAUAUAUUAAAGAUAUAUGCUAUUCAAACCAGUUUCUGACAAUUUCAGUGGUUUCUUGUUCACAAAAAAAGAUUCUUCAAAACAAGUACUGACAUUCACAGAGUUCAACCAUGGACAGGCAAACGGAUCAGCACCCGUAGCUGUAGGGUAGGGGAUCGUGUUCUCUCGCAGGGGUCCUGUUCUUUCAGCAGGUGAGGAACAGCCUGGGAGAGGUUCCCUUGUCAUGGAAGCCGUGCGGGAGCCCGCUCGUGCUGUGGUGCCAGGGCUGGGAGCUGCCACAGUCAGUGAUUAAUGAAUUAAUGAAUUAAUGAAUUAACGAGCUGCAGCCCCCGGGCCAUCUGCUGGAAGGACGGGCGCGCUUGGGUUUGCUCUUACGUAACCACAGACUUACUUUGCUUGUAGUUGCUCCAGUUAUGUACUCUGUCCUGGGCUGCAAUUUGGGUUUAUGCUUAUUUUAUUAUUACUGCUAUAGUUGACCUUGCUGUAUGGAAAAAAUAAAGUGAAAUUGCCCUAAUAAAA
Messenger RNA from Melospiza melodia melodia, 5606 nucleotides. It is a transcript of the gene MBNL1, whose product is annotated as muscleblind like splicing regulator 1. Gene Ontology annotation, biological process: regulation of RNA splicing. Lineage: Eukaryota; Metazoa; Chordata; Aves; Passeriformes; Passerellidae. Bases 992 to 2263 code for a protein of 423 amino acids. The transcript has 12 exons. The record is from RefSeq and is a predicted model, not a curated record. Gene Ontology annotation, molecular function: metal ion binding; RNA binding. Gene Ontology annotation, cellular component: nucleus.